AUGGCUAUGGCUCACUGCCCUCGCACCAGCACACGGCUGUCCGGAUCAAACAGCACGACCAACUUGGCGGCCACACCUGUAGCUCAGGCCUCAGGCCCACCAUCAUCUGCGAGCUCGACACUGGGCGACAUCGUUCGCACUGCUCACAACAAGAACAAGCGAAACAUGCGCCGACGCCGCGGUCUGCAUCACGUACUGCAACAAUCGCAGUUCUGGCGCCACCUCCAGCACACCUUCCUUACUAAUCCGGCCGAGUCAGCCCUUUUCGAGAACAUGACCGUCCUGGAAUACGAGAACUACUGCCGUGCUCGAAUGGCAGAUGUCCAUCCCAAAUCACCAUCCAACCCGUCGACCAAACCUGCCCUUCGACGCUCAUCAGAAGAUUCCCAUUCGCAAUCACCGACGGAGACAAAGUCCUGCCAAGGGGGCACAUGUCAACGGAAACGUUGCUCUUACGCCAUUUUAAUCGCGAUCGUGUAA
Monosiga brevicollis MX1 is the source of this 480-nucleotide messenger RNA. RefSeq lists its product as uncharacterized. Bases 1 to 480 code for a protein of 159 amino acids. The transcript has a single exon. Lineage: Eukaryota; Choanoflagellata; Craspedida; Salpingoecidae. The record is from RefSeq and is a predicted model, not a curated record.